AUGUGCCUAACUGGAAGUGUGACCAAGAAGCCUUCUCUUUCAAGUCUCACAACUGUGUUUCUGAGGUUUCUCCUGUCCUUCAUUGGUGUGCUCACUGUCGUUCUCAACCUGCUUGUUAUCAUCUCAGUGUCUCACUUCAGGAAGCUCCACAAAACCACCAACUUCCUGCUCCUGUCCCUGGCCAUCUCAGACUUCAUGGUAGGCCUUGUGUUCCUACCAGGGGAAACUCUCAGAGUAACUGCCUGCUGGUUUCUUGGUGAUCACUUGUGUUUGUUGUAUACAUACCUUUCGUCCCUUACUGUCACUUCUUCAAUUGGAAAUGUGGUGAUGAUAUCAGCUGAUCGCUUUGUGGCUAUCUGUGACCCUCUGCAUUACCACACCAGAGUCACUGUGAAAAGAGUCCAGGCCUGCAUCUGUUUGUGUUGGCUCUACUCAAUUUUGUACAACGUUACUUUUGUGAAAGACGGUCUAAAGGACAUAAAUAACUCUUGCAAUGGGAAUUGUGUAUUGAUCAUCGACUAUUUUGCAGGGUUUCUUGAUCUAGUUUUAAAUUUUUUGGUUCCAGUUACAAUGAUUGUAGUUCUGUACAUGAGAGUAUUUUGUAAAGCUGUUCUUCAUGCCCGUGCUAUCCGCUCUCAUGUUACAGCUGUUACUGUCAAGCAUUCUGUGACGCCAUCAGCCAAAAAGUCUGAAUUAAAAGCAGCGAGGACUCUUGGGGUUCUUGUGGUUGUCUUUCUAACUUGUUUCUGCCCUUUUUACUGUGCUGCGCUUUCAAGCGAUGGCUUCUUUGAUGUAUCAGCCAUUGCCUUCUGUUUUUUCAGCAUUAGCUCCUGCCUGAACCCUUUGAUAUAUGCCUUAUUUUAUCCGUGGUUUAGGAAAUCUGUAAAACAUAUUCUCACUUUUAAAAUACUACAGUCUGGCUCAUGUGAGGCUAAUGUAACAUAGAAAAGAAGCUGUUUAGAAGUUUUAAUUUUAGUGUGUUAUUCAUAAUAAACCAGACUUACAAAACUAGACUUAUGAUAAUGAUAAUAACCCGCAUUUGUAUAGCACCUUUCAGAGUAAGGAUUCCAAAGCGCUUUACACUACAGUGUAUCAUUCAUCCAUUCACACACACAUUCACACACUGAUGGUGAUGAGCUACGAUGUAGCCACAGCCGCCCUGGGGCGCUCUGACAGAGGCGAGGCUGCCGAGCACAGGCGCCACCGGUCCCUCCGACCACCACCAGCAGGCAAGGUGGAUUAAGUGUCUUGCCCAAGGACACAACAGCACACAGAAAGAAUUUUUUUUCCACAGAAGAGUGAUUCUGUUGAAUUAAAUAAACAAAAAGGUUUUUAAAACCUGAAAUACUGAACAAAGCCACAUUUGUCUCAUUAAGCACAUUAUGAGACACAUUAGUUUAUCCAGAUUUA
Molecule: messenger RNA, 1410 nt
Organism: Nothobranchius furzeri (turquoise killifish)
Lineage: Eukaryota; Metazoa; Chordata; Actinopteri; Cyprinodontiformes; Nothobranchiidae
Source: RefSeq, a predicted model, not a curated record